This is a messenger RNA of Boleophthalmus pectinirostris (great blue-spotted mudskipper), 11146 nucleotides long. RefSeq lists its product as uncharacterized. Lineage: Eukaryota; Metazoa; Chordata; Actinopteri; Gobiiformes; Gobiidae. The transcript is spliced from 4 exons. Gene Ontology annotation, molecular function: transcription regulator activity. The coding region runs from base 5816 to 7768 and encodes 650 amino acids. The record is from RefSeq and is a predicted model, not a curated record. Gene Ontology annotation, cellular component: nucleus.
AUGCGGCAGUCACGGCGAGCGGCUAGAAACGCUCUUUAAACCCGCUACACUUCGCCGGGAUGGCGCAUUAAAGCGGACUUGUCCAUGUUUACUACAAUUACACCUGUGUGGGGCUCAAAUGUGGCGGGGUUUGACUUUAUUUGUUCAUUUCGAAAAGCGAGAAAGUGUAGCGGUGGGGGAUGGGCCCGAUGGGAGCGAGCAGCCAUUGACGUAAAGCGAGACUGCAUUUUGUUUGGUUUCAGGCUCACAGCUGCUCUCUGAGGCUGGAGCUAGCACCUUUGUUUAUCUCUAUAUUUUACUUUUAUAAACCUCAAACUACUUAAUUAGUAGUGUAAUUUUUGACCAAGAUUAGCACGGUUUUUCUUUUUAAUUUAAAUGGUCUGGUUUUGAUUUGGGCUCUUAAAUUCUUAGACAUGUAUUUCUUGUCCUGUUUUAAACCGUAGCCAGCAUGCUUAGGGUGGUCAGACAUCCCCGUUUAAUCGGGACAGUCCCAAUUUUGAGUGUCCCCAGUUCCUGCAGAUGUGUUCAAAACCACUGAUUUAUCCCAGUCUUACACAAGAAAUGUCCCAGGUGUCCGUCCCUAUUUGGCCCGAUUUGAUCCCUGUCAAACAAUACAGAGAGGCUUAUAUUGUCAUCUUUUGUCAUCUGUUCUGCUUAAAAAUGACAAACACAAGAAAAAUGUGACUAUACUGACUAUCACAUUACUCCUGACUGGGCUGAGUGCUGAACAACUUUCCUUAAUUGUGUGCUCCUUUUGCAGUUUUAUUACUACCAAACACCAAAAAUUAGGGAUGUCCCAGUUUUUUAUUUUGAAAUUCUGGUCACCCUAAGCAUGCUCCCAGGUUGAAGUAGUAAACAGGAGCUUUCAUACAAGCUACUGUUGUUGCUUGGCUAUUGCAAUUAGGCUUCCACAUUAGCUUAACUGUGCUUUCUACAAAAUUCAAGUAACUCUGCAAACAAAAUGUGUGGUUCAGUUUAAUAUACUAACUUGUACAGGCAUUUUUGUGCAGAAGUCUGAUUCAGAAAUCAUCAGAUUUUAAGCCUGCAUGUAUAGACAAUACAUUUGAGGUAACCGUAUGUUUUAUUUUGUUUUUUAUACUGAUUUUGUCUGUAUGACCUUGCUCCUGUCUGCUGUUUCAAUGUGGGAGUCAACUGGCAUCUAUCAGUAAUGAAUUUAAAUCAGUACUAAACCAAUUUAUAACUUAAUAUAGCCUAACAUUUGCCAAUUGGACAUGGGGUGUACAAAAUAAACAUGAAAUCUAUUGUAAUAAACACAGAUGGAUUAGCAAUAAUGAAACCCAUUGUGUCUGACUGAAAAAUAUAAAAUAUGCUUAUGAAACCCAUAAACCUCAAAGAAGGUAUUUUACAUCGACUUGACUGCUACACGUUCAGCUUUCCUUAUAUUAGUCAUUCCAUUUCCAGUCAUACUUUGUUAAUACUUUGCUUUUCUUUCUUGUAAACAAAUAGUGCGUGGCCAUCGCUAAUAUAGUGGUAAACAGAUGCACUUUAGUUUCAUUUCUAGUUUUGCAUUGACUUGCUCUGUGUUAGUCACUUCCUGCUUUGUGUGUUGAACCCUCUUUUUAAAUGUCACUUGCUAAAUCCUAUAACCUUGCAUUUUUACAGGAAAGAGCUGCACUUUGCUUGUAAUGAGUGGUUUAUGGUGGAAAAAAAAAACACCUUAUGAAGUCUACUCUGUAACUAUUGUUCUUAUCAUGGUGACAAUUUAUUUAACUGUCAGAUUAGGAAUGAUUGGAGUCGUGCACCGUCACUGUGAGUUAUGAAUAUUUAAUGUAGAAAAUGUUGCAACUGCCACAGAGGCGUCAGGGAGCGAAAAUUAAUUUAAGCUUUGAAACCUGUUACCCAGUAUUAGUUAGUAGUUAAAGUGCCUAUAUUACGUUAUUUUCAGGUUUUUAAUGUUGUUUUCUCAUCACAAACAUGCCUAGAGUUCAGUUUUUGUUUCAUUAACACAGAUCUGGAAUUGGAGAUGUAGGCAGAGUAAUAAUAAAGGGUUACUCAAACAUAUUUGAAUGAAAAGCUCACAAGAGUCCAUUUUGUGUGAUAUAGGACCUUUUUAAAUAAUAAAAAUCUAAUAUGCAUAACAAGGUAUUAGAAUUUUGUGAUUCUAUCCAUUUAUACAUUUAUAAUUUGGUACAGAAUAUGAAACCAAGUGAGAUGUAGUUUUUAAAUGGUCUUUUUCAGUGUUUACAAUUGUUUUAUUUAGCCACCUUCUAUUCUUUCUAUUCUAACUAGAGCAGGUUUCUAUUGUUAUGGGAGACUUGAUUGACUGCCUUUGCAUGCUGUCUAUCCACAUUUUUAAGGUUUAGCAUCAGUCUUAAUGGAGUGCAAAUGGUAUAUAGUAUAAAUAUUGUUUAGAUAAUCUUACAUCAAUGUGUUGAUGUAUGGUACGGUUGACAUUUAGGAUAGCAUUUCAGUUACUUCUAAAACUGAGAUGGUUGAAGUUUAGAGCUAAUCUUUGUAAAACUUCCUAUGGGUAAGUAACAGAAAAUUUGUACACAAAAUGGAUUUGUAUGAGCUUUAAAACCUAAUGUUAUCUCAUCAAAACAUACCUGGAGUUGUGUUUUGUUUCAUGCACACAUGUAACUCUUUAUUAUUAGUCUGUCUACAUCUCCAAAGAUCAAAAUGCUCUGUUCCACCUCAUGAUGUCAUGAAAGUGUAGGUGAAGUGAACAGCUCCUUUUACUUUUUAGUUGGGUAGAAAUUGGCAAUUCCAGAGCUGAAAUGAUCCAAAUGAUUCUAGUGAAGGUGUAUGGAGUUUAAAAACACAAUGGAGCGCUUCCUGUAUCACCACAUCACAUCACAAGGUUGAACAGUGUGUUUUCAGUUGGAGAGAAAAACUCAGGGUUUGUGUGUUAAACAUGUGAAUGAAACAAAACACAACUCCAGGCCUGUGUGUGAAGAGGAAACAACAUUAUAACCUAGAUUUGAAAACAGCGUAAUCAGGGCCCUUUAAACUAAAUGAAUGGAGUUUGCCGAGAUGCUCAAACCUCAGUACAGGACCAUAACCUCUACACGUCUUGCAGUAUUCAGUGGUUUAGUUGCAUCAUCCGCGAGACACGAGACGCAAUGUUUGUCUGGUUCAACUGCGACCCAAUCAAAGCGAAACCACAGCCCCUUUAGUCCUUAUUGAUGUCUGAAAAUGAAGUAACUUACCUAAAUAAAUAACGGGCCUACAUCAUGUCCCAUUUAUUUCCAUGUAAAGUGAAUUUUGUGAGAUUUUAACAUAAUCUUUUCCCGAUAUUGUACAUUUUCUUGACUCAUUUGUCUGAUUUUGUGCUUGUCUUGUCUUCAGGGAGAUAGUGCUGUCUUAUUCAACAGGCCACACUACACAAUGAGGAUACCAUUCGACUAUAAUUGUUUUCUCAUCUUUUGUAUUUUAGAUCUCCAGGCGCCAUGGCUUUUGAAAAAUGACUUUUCCCCUCUAUUCUGUCCACUGUCAGGAACCGUAACUCUAUGCAAACCAGGACUCACGGGCUCCGCUCUAACAAUAGGCUCUGACUUUUUAUAUUCCCACAAAUCUGUUCAGGUUCAGAUCAUUUUUGUUCAGUUUUAAUUCAUAAAUUGGACACCAUUUUUCUAUUUGUACAAUGUUGAUCAUUGUAAGGCAUUUUGGUGUUUUGAGCUGGUUGUAAAAAUGUGUUCACUGUAAUGUCAUUUGUAAUGAUUGCAUUGGGUUUGGCAGUGACAUCUCUGUACGCUCCUAUAAGACGUGAUGAGGCUUAGUGCAAUAAUGUUAGUUUGAUUUUUGUCACAUUUUUGUAAAUUGGAGUGUAAAACACUGCCCCAGGACUAAAGAGCAGUAACUACGGGGAACAGAAAACUGUGUUUUUGUUUCUGAAUAAACCUUUUGUUUUAAAUUAAGACAUCUAGGAAAGAACAACCAAUAAAAUGAUGCAGUUUAAACAAAUGAGACCCAAGACACAAAGGUAUGAAGAAGUGUGCUAAAUUCAAGUAAAUGGCCGUGGUUUUCAAAAUGCCCAGUAGGGGAACUGUAAGCCUCUCCACUAUGAGGACACGUCUGUUUUUUUUUUUUAUUCAUUUAGUUUUUUUUUUUAGUAAAUGACAACCAAACAGUGUUGAACAAGACGUAAAUAUUUUUUGUUAAUCCUUUUAAAAUUGUGUUUGCCAGGUUCUCUUUGCUAUUUCACCAGCGCUCGUCAAGUUUAAAAGUGUUUGGUUUUAAUUUGGGGUAAUCAGAAAUGGUUCAUGUUGUAACAGGGUGAAAUGCCCAGGUUAAACUGCUUUACUUCCUGUUGUGUGGGAGGGUGAAAUGCCCAGGUUAAAGUGCUGUACUUACUGUACUGUGGCAGAAUGGGGCAGUACAGUCAGACGUGUACUCUGUUCACUGUGUAUUUUUCUCCAUUUUGUGAUGCCUUUUUAAAAAUAGAGACCUGAAACAGAGUGCUCAUUGAGCCGAAGCCCCGCCCACAGGUUUUACAGAGGAGACGCAGCCGGACACUCGCUCCCUUUAUCUGUCUAAUGGAAAAUGAAAUGCCACAGGCCACUGUUCAAAGCUCUGUAUUUACUCGCAUCAGGCUAUUUUUGGACAAGUCAGAUGGCCUCAAAUGCUGGCACCGUUGUUUUUUAUUCCACUAAAGACAUGUGUUUUUAAAGUGGUGUGUUAUAAGGAAGUUGACACCAUUUUCUUCCCUUCCCCAGUGAAAAGAGUGAAAAUCUGGUUCUACUAGUUUUGAAGCGUGCCGUGCGUAGACUGAGUAACCUGAUCCAUGUUGUAGAAGCCAGUGGAUAACGGAGGUGUAUUGUUUCCUGAAUGUAACUUCUUUCUUAUUGUCACCUUUUCCUUGUAAAAGCACUUUUUACUGAUUUGUUGGACUAUUUUUAAUCACAGGUGGCAGUUGGAAACAAUGAUUGUGUUUUUGUUGUUUUUAACUUGGUCUUUCUAUCUAGUCUGUCUUAACUUUGAUGCCGCGUUGCAUUUAGUUGUGCUAUUUUGGGUGGCUCAGUGGUCUGUUAAAAGUGUGGUUGUUCCGCCCAGCAGGAGUCUUGCCUGAGACUGGCCUAAAAUGGGCAGAAAUGGUGCUGAACUAAAGCCGCUUGUCGCUCAAACAAAAGUACUUGAAGCAUUGACGCAGUCGGGACCAAGCUGCUAUGCUAAUGCCUGUGCCUCUCAAAAGGAAAGGUAUAGCAAACUUUAAGAAAAGCAACAAAUUCACUUUACUCUGUUUAGUCACACACAUGUGUAGAGUUUAAAGGGCUAGGAAGCAUUGUCAUAGAGAGGCACUUACUGUUUUUAUCUCAAUAUACUGUCACUCUGGAUUGGAGAAACACACUUGAAUAAUUGUCUAUUUAUAAAUGUUUAGUUUGGCAUUUGCCCAAUUUCUGGCCUCUAGGGGGAGUACACACACGUCAUACACAAAACGACCUUACUGCAGUUUUAACCAUGUUCAAAAUAUUAUUUAUAUUUCAAAUAUAUAUCAGUACAAGGCUCAGCACUGGUGGUGAUUGAAUUUAUCAAAUAAAAAGCUCAGUUCCAGUCACUGGUUGACAUGUUUUUCUUUGUGAUCCGGUGCUCGGCUGUGCUCCUCCAAACCAGAGUGUAGCCUUGUUUAGACACUUCUGUGUUUUGCCUGUGGCAUCUCAGAAUGAGAACAAUGCUCCUAUAACUUUAAACCUGUGCAGUCAAUGUUGAAACAGAAAUAGUGCACACAUAGCCUCAUUAUGUCACAUUACAUUAUUAAUUACAUGGCACUUACUGCUUCACUAGCUGUACUCACACUGUGUUUGUCUGUGUGAAAUGUCCCACAGUGUAGCUUUGUUUCUAACUGUCUCUUUCUCUCAUGUCGCAGACACACACCAUGUUCCCGAAGGGCACCAAGCGUAAGUUCUCAGACGGAGAGGAGGCAGCCCCCAGCGAGGCUCCCGGGCCCACCACAGCCCGAGCGCUGUCUUCUGCCUACAGCCUCCAGAGACAGUCUCUGCUGGACAUGUCCCUCAUCAAACUGCAGCUGUGCCACAUGCUGGUGGAGCCCAACCUGUGCCGCUCGGUGCUGAUCGCCAACACGGUGAGGCAGAUCCAGGAGGAGAUGACCCAGGACGGCACCUGGCAGAUCAUGACCCAGGCCCUGUCCCAGUGUCCCUCGGACAGACUAGUGGCCAGUGAGGUGCUCUGCAGGCAGGACCCGGCCGCACAGAGCCCCAAACCUGUGCCCUCUGCCCUGGAGCACAGCCUCCAGGAGGAGGGCUAUCAGGAGGAGGUGGUGAUGGAGGAGGACAGCCCGGCGGCCUCCAGCCCUCAGCUGGGCGGGGCCACAUACCUGGGGCCUUUUAGCUCGUCGUGGGACGAGGAGGAGGAGGCGGAGGAUGAGGAGGACAGUGAGGAGAGCGUGUCUGAGCCAGAGGAAGAGCCCAGGACGGAGCAGGUUUUUGGGACUUUUGAGAUAAAGCAACCUCCUGCCGACCCGGCGCUGGAGGAGCUGUUCUCAGACGUGGACCCGUCCUACUACGACCUGGACACGGUGCUGAUGCAAAGCCCAAAGAUGGGCCCCUACGACCUGCUGGAGUCUCUGUCCCACAGCCCUGCGCUCAGCUCCACAAACAGCUGUCGCUCGGACCUCAAUGAACUGGACCACAUCAUGGAGAUCAUAGUGGGCUCCUUGAUCAUCUCCUCUGCUCCGGAGGGUUUCAUUUUCACCAUCGAUUUGUGCCUCCGCCGCCGCUCACGUGUUUCCGCGCUCUGGCCUCCGUGCGCGGUCCGUGAAGGCGGCAGCAGCGGGGCCCACGGCUCCAGCCUCCUCUUCCUCACAUACACAACUCUAGAUGUCGCGGUCAGCCUCUGGGCAUGUGUGGAUACCGCCGCCAUCUUGAGUGGGGGUUUGAUCUGCGGCCUGGCGGACCAAUCACCGUCCGUGCACCGCCGCGGCACCGCCCUCCACAUGUCCGCCUCUCCUGCGCCCUCCUCCCGCUCACUGCGCUCCGUGGACCCGCCGCGCAUUCCUCCCUCAUUCCCCCCGACCCGAGGCGCACGAACGCGGCCGCGGCGACACCAAACCAGCGCUGACCGAUCCACGGAGCUCAUGACAGCCUCCACCGGCGCGCCGAUGUUGGGUCGCGGCGUCAAACGAAAGUGGAGUUGUCUGGAGGAGGAGCUGGAGGGCCUCCCUGCUGCCCCCGGGGUCACGGAGGACAAACCACACCCGAAUGUCUCCGAUGGCUCUUCGCCUCCAGAGGGGCCCGUCACGGCUCCCUCUAAGUCCCAGCAGAGGCAGGUGGUGCUGGGCUUGUGUCUGGAGAAGCUGCAGGCCGGAGUGGAGCUCAGCUUAAGACGCUCCGUUCUGCUCAUCAACACUUUACGGCAACUGCAGGAGGAGAUGCAGAGCGACGGGGAGGACAUCUUUAGCCACGGCGAGUCCCAUCUUCUCAGGGAUAGCAUGAAAGAGGACAUGGCUGUAACCUGCCCUGAUUGUACUGAAGAAGAAGACAUCGACAGCCUUUCUCUGCUUCCUGAACUGUCCAAUCAGGAAGAGGCGACCUUAAACGAUCCAAAAACGAUUAGCGCCUUUAGCGACGCAGUGAGCGCUAUGGGUUACCUCAGCGAUCUGGCCCUGGAUGAUAUUUUCGAGGACAUAGACACUUCCAUGUAUGAGACAUCAGAUCUGUCCUCCGCGUGGGCCAACGGUAUGUCUCUGUGGGCCGACGAGGAUGUUAAAGUGAAACAGCAGGGGGCGCUGCAGUCCUGUAUCUCAGAUCUGAACGAACUGGACCACAUUAUGGAGAUACUAGUCAAGUCCUGAUAUCCCCGAAGAGAAGUCAAACAGAAGUAUUGAUAAUAUGGUUUUUCGAUUUGCAAGGCUUCAUCUGUUUAAUACGUUCCAAUCAUCAUCAUCAGACUUAAUUCAUAAUGUACAAAUAGUUGAUUAAGAAUGAUUAAGGCUUAGUAUUACCUCCUCUUGUCUCCCUUCAUCUUAAUUUCGGCUUUAAAAAUCUGAAAUUGAAAAUCGGGCUGUUCCAGAAAACCUUUGGAGCAGACGAGCGCAUUAUGUAACAAAAUGAAGUUGUGACACAGACAGGUUUUUAAUAUUUUUUUGUAUUCUCUCUGUAUUUUUACACCUGUAAUGACACUUAGUUAUGCAAUAUGGGAGGCAGUAAUGUGCGUCUCUAAAUAACACUUCUGGGAGUCAUUUUUGAGAUUAGCUCUGCCUUCUUACCGUGGGGUUCUGGGGUCGAUUUGCAGUGUUCCGUAGCAAAAAAAAAAAGCUAAACAAAAGGUAGCAUUUUUACAACUAGAGUAGCAAUGUCUCAGUUAAUGUGUUUUGAUAAUUAACGUGGCUAACUGGGCAGCACUAAUCACUGUUUAUUUGUAUUUAGUCACAUUUAUACAACAGCUUCUAUGAAAUCCUGCACUAUGUCAUGAUUCACCGUUUAAUCUUGUCUGAAUCUCAAAUGCAGAUGGAGCCUCGCAUCUCGAAAACAAUUUCCUAAAAGCCAUUUUUUAUAGAAUUCGCAGAGACACACGCCUACUGUAUUUCGAUCUAUUGAGAGAUUCUUUGUCUCUGGUUUAAUACGAUUGAAAAUUCAGCUUCCCUUCUUUACCUUUGGGAUGAAACAGCAUUUUCAGAAGACGGCGCUGAUGAACUUAACGCUGUUCGGAGAAGUUGAACACAGGGACUUAACACCAAAGACUAUUAUGGGAUGGCUACACAGACUUGGAAUGACUGGUUGCCUUUAUUUAUAUGUUUAUUUAUGAAUGAAAUCACCUACAAACUGCAGUUUUUUUCUCUUGGGACAUUAAUUUAUAAAUCUGAUCACUUUUGGACUGCAUGUAUCGGCCACCGUUUUGGGCCUUUAUGUCGUGAAUCUGUUUUUAUAAUCACUGGGAGAACAACAUCUCUCCGGCAGCUUCUAUUUAAUAUGUAUUUUAAUGUGGUUUGGACUGAAGAGGAGCCUGCAAGACAACAAUCAGGACACAACUUUACCAGAAUUGUAACUUCUUAAAGCCUAAUAUGUAUUUUUACGAUGGCCUUCUUUUGGAAAAGCAUUUACUUAGCAUUUAGCAGUGACCGAGUUUCAAAUCCUGUGGUUAAAUCCAGUGCUACCUCCACAUUUUAACUUUCCUGAGCCUUCAAACUGUCUACGGUUGACUUUUUAUUUUUGUACAACUAUUUCUGUGGUAGUUUGUGGUUAAACUUUAAAAGAACCUGUAAUGACAACCUGCAUCAUGUCAAAUGGACAAAGCCUCCACCUUUAUACACAUCAGUGCAAUAAGAAUGAAUACAAGAGUUAUUCUAUUGUUUAUCCGAGUGCACUUUUACUCAUUACACGAGCAAAAUGUCAAUGUAAUCCCUCACUCAUCCACCUGCGUUCUGUACUAUAGGGGCGUCCAAACUUUUCUCAAAUGCAAACUUAUUUGUAGUGAAGGAUGAUCAAUACAAAACAGCAAGUCUUUAUGAUACUUUUACAGAGGUUUGACAGAGCCCUCGUACCUAGAAAAAGGUUUGGAGCACUACUUUUAGACGUCUUAUCAAAGUUAUAGUUGUACAAACACUUACAUUACUACUAUGAUCAUUUGGACCAAUUCUGUAUGAGGUCUGAGGGCCAAGAAAAAUGGAUUUGCGGGCCACAUUUCGCCCGCGGGCCAUAGUUUGGACACCCCUGUUUUACGUUAACAAAGGUUUCAAAGGUAGUCAUCUGGAUUAGGUUUUAUUUAAGUCAAGUUUUGAAAUAGAAUUAAUUUAUUUAGUCAAGUCAUGGAAUUGUUUCUGUUGACAGUAAGAUGCAAUUUCAGUUUGACCACAAAUUUGAAGGUCAGAUAGUCUGUGUGCCGUUUGUUUUUUUGAAUUUCAAUUAAGAACGAAAAACUAUAAAAUGGUAAAACAGUUCAUUUCAUUAUUCAGUUUUAGUGUCAAACAAACAAAAAACUAAUUUCGACCUUUGUUUCCAAUAUUUAAUUUAAAGUUUAUUUCAAAUAACAAUCAAAAACUCUGUGCCUAUUUUAAUUGAGAUAUUUUAUUCUCUCUUGUUUAUUUGACAAACAUGUUUCUUCUUUUACAGCGUCGUGUUUAUUUUCACAUCUUAGGAAGUUAUUGUUGAACUCCAUGACGAGAAACAGGAAGCAGCGAGGCGAUAAAUCUUACAUAAACCAGAGAGAAUAAAAUAUCCAAAUUGAAAUAGACACCGAGACUGUUUUUUGAUUGUUAUUUGGAAUAAACUUUAAAUUAAAUAUUGGAAAUUGAAGUUGAAAUCUGUUUUUUUUCUUUGUUUGACACUUAAACAAAAUAAUGAAAUAAGAAACUGAUUUCACAUUUGAUUGUUUUUCCUUCUUAAUUGAAAUUCAAAAGAAGAAAUGACACAGACUUAAAAUAUCCAUUGAUAAGAAUUGUUUUGUCAUUUUUUAGCUGCUUUGUCCAUCUUUACACAGUCAGCCUCUCGACUGUUUCCUGCUAUUUGAUUUAAUUUAAAAAUCUUUCAUUUCCUCUUGAAAUCUUAGUAACCCGCCAUCUCUUCAACUCUGUGCCUUACUACUGAUCAAACUGAACCUCUUCAUUGGCCGGUUUAUGGUUUAUAUUUGACCGUUUCGCUUUCGUGCUCAAGCUUUACUGCUAAAACACUACAUUUGUGCUUAUGUAAACGCGCUGAAAUCUGGUGGAGCCAUGACUUCCUUUGCCUUCCCUCCUCUGCUCUGGCUGCUCGGAGCUUAAUGCAUCAUGACAGGCUGACAGGGGAGGGGGGGUGGUGGCAGCAGAGAGAAGAGCCACGAGGAGAGAAAUACAGAGGCAGCCAGUGGGGGGGGGGAGGUGGGAGGAAGGAGCCUGCGUCACCGGUUCCUGUGGGCGGGACUUGAGGCUUGUUUUUUGCCCGGCGACCAAUCAAACGGAGCGAACGGGGAGCUCUCCUGCUUCAAUAACAACUUGUUUUUUGCUCCUCUCUCUGCACAGAAACAAGGGACUGACUGACUGAGAUUUUCAAACCACUUUUAUAAAAAAAAACAAGAUUUAAACAGGAUUUGCAUGUCAUUUUAAAGUGUUAUUUAUAAUUGUAUGAAAGUAAAAGCACAACAGUAUAAAUGUAACAGAAGGAUGGUGUUUUCAGAGAUCUAUGUUAAUUCUGUAUUGUAUUUUUGUGAGAUAUUUUAUAGAUUUUGUUCAUUAAUAUAGUAAAAUGGAAAUAUCGGA